CCUCCCAAUUGGCUCACCAUUUCCUCUGAAUCUCUGAUCACCCGUCUAUUUCUUCUUCUGCGACUUUAGGGUUUAUUCACGGCGAGAAAGGAAUGGCGGAGACCGAAACGUUUGCUUUCCAGGCCGAGAUCAACCAGUUGCUCAGUUUGAUCAUCAAUACCUUCUACAGCAAUAAGGAGAUCUUCCUUCGGGAGCUCAUCAGCAAUGCUUCUGAUGCACUGGACAAGAUCCGAUUUGAGAGUUUGACUGAUAAGAGCAAGCUAGAUGCACAGCCUGAGCUGUUCAUCCACAUUAUUCCUGACAAGACAACUAAAAGCCUGACCAUCAUUGACAGUGGUAUUGGCAUGACUAAGGCUGACUUGGUGAACAACCUUGGUACCAUUGCUAGGUCUGGAACCAAGGAAUUUAUGGAAGCCCUUGCUGCUGGUGCCGAUGUGAGUAUGAUUGGACAGUUUGGUGUCGGUUUCUACUCAGCUUACCUUGUUGCUGAAAAGGUCAUCGUCACCACUAAACACAAUGAUGAUGAGCAAUAUGUCUGGGAGUCCCAAGCUGGCGGGUCGUUCACUGUUACCAGAGACACCUCCGGGGAGAGUCUUGGUAGGGGUACUAAGAUUACACUCUACCUCAAAGAAGAUCAGCUUGAGUACCUGGAGGAGCGCCGCCUGAAGGACUUAAUUAAGAAGCACUCUGAGUUUAUUAGCUAUCCGAUUUCCCUCUGGGUUGAGAAGACAACUGAGAAGGAAAUUUCUGAUGAUGAGGACGAGGAAGAUAAGAAGGAUGAGGAAGGAAAGGUCGAAGAUGUUGAUGAAGAGAAAGAAAAGGAAGAGAAGAAAAAGAAGAAGAUCAAGGAGGUGUCUCACGAGUGGUCCUUGGUCAACAAGCAAAAGCCUAUUUGGAUGAGGAAGCCGGAGGAGAUCACAAAGGAAGAGUAUGCUGCUUUCUAUAAGAGCCUUACCAACGAUUGGGAAGAACACUUGGCUGUGAAGCAUUUCUCAGUUGAAGGCCAGCUAGAGUUCAAGGCUGUACUUUUUGUUCCCAAGAGGGCACCUUUUGAUCUCUUUGACACAAAGAAGAAGCCCAACAAUAUUAAGCUGUAUGUUCGCCGAGUUUUUAUAAUGGACAACUGCGAGGAGCUGAUCCCCGAAUACCUGAGCUUUAUCAAGGGUAUUGUGGAUUCUGAGGACCUCCCCUUGAACAUCUCAAGAGAGAUGCUACAGCAGAACAAGAUUCUUAAGGUCAUCCGCAAGAACCUGGUUAAAAAGUGCAUUGACCUGUUUUUUGAGAUUGCUGAGAACAAGGAAGACUACAACAAGUUCUACGAGGCCUUCUCUAAGAACCUCAAGCUCGGUAUCCAUGAGGAUUCCCAAAACAAGACAAAGCUUGCUGAGCUUCUUCGCUACCACUCCACCAAGAGUGGCGAUGAGAUGACCAGUCUGAAGGAUUAUGUGACCAGGAUGAAGGAGGGUCAGAGUGAUAUCUAUUACAUUACUGGAGAAAGCAAAAAGGCAGUGGAGAACUCUCCGUUCCUGGAGAAGCUGAAGAAGAAAGGUUACGAAGUUCUAUAUAUGGUAGAUGCUAUUGAUGAGUAUGCUGUAGGGCAGCUCAAGGAAUUCGAAGGGAAGAAGCUGGUCUCAGCUACCAAGGAAGGGUUGAAACUGGAUGAGAGUGAAGAUGAGAAGAAGAAGAAGGAAGAACUGAAGGAUAAGUUUGAGGGUCUCUGCAAGGUUAUCAAGGAUGUGUUGGGUGACAGGGUUGAGAAAGUUGUGGUGUCCGACCGUGUUGUCGAUUCACCCUGCUGUUUGGUGACCGGUGAGUACGGAUGGACUGCCAACAUGGAGAGAAUCAUGAAAGCCCAGGCCUUGAGGGACAGUAGCAUGGCCGGCUACAUGUCGAGCAAGAAGACCAUGGAGAUCAAUCCCGAGAACCCCAUCAUGGAGGAGCUCAGGAAGAGGGCUGAUGCGGACAAGAAUGACAAAUCUGUGAAGGACCUUGUUCUCUUGCUUUUCGAGACCGCCCUCCUCACCUCUGGCUUCAGCCUGGACGACCCAAACACCUUUGGCAACAGAAUCCACAGGAUGCUAAAACUUGGUUUGAGCAUUGACGAGGAAGCAGGCGAUGGUGACGCAGACAUGCCUCCCCUGGAGGAAGAAGCAGAUGCCGAUGCUGAGGGCAGCAAGAUGGAGGAAGUUGAUUAAAGCCUUUUUUUAUUAAAAACUGUCGCAGUUUCUAUUUUUUUUAAUUUUUAUGAACAUUUUAUCCUCGUUUUAAUAUAUAUUCCUCUUUUGUGCCUCACUGCGAGGAUCCGAACAAAUUUUUGGCAGAUGCUUAUAUGAUUUGCCUUGGAAUAUCAUGUUUGCUUUUAGAUUAUGGAAAAUGCUACUUGUCCCAA
Messenger RNA from Juglans microcarpa x Juglans regia, 2389 nucleotides. Its product is annotated as heat shock cognate protein 80-like. Gene Ontology annotation, molecular function: ATP binding; ATP-dependent protein folding chaperone; ATP hydrolysis activity. The coding region runs from base 93 to 2195 and encodes 700 amino acids. The record is from RefSeq and is a predicted model, not a curated record. NCBI's taxonomy places the organism in Eukaryota, Viridiplantae, Streptophyta, Magnoliopsida, Fagales, Juglandaceae. The transcript is spliced from 3 exons. Gene Ontology annotation, cellular component: cytosol; protein-containing complex; perinuclear region of cytoplasm. Gene Ontology annotation, biological process: protein folding; cellular response to heat; protein stabilization.